CGCCGGACAAAAAGACGGGAAAAAAAACACGGCGGACCACCACGCCUGUUCUCAGUCACGCUAGUAGUAGGAAAUCCUAGCGCGUCGCUGCUUCCAUUACCGCCUCCGCAACCAGCCCGCCGCGCCCCCGAGCGUUUCGUUCCGGGAGCGGCAAGACUGGGACACGCCAGCCCUUUAUUUCGAGCUUUCUGCGUGCGGGAGGGGGGUUGACAGGCGAUGGCGGCCGAGGGCGAGGCGGCGGCGCUGGAGUUCACACCGACGUGGAUCGUCGCGGCGGUCUGCUCUCUCAUCGUGCUCCUCUCGCUCGUCGCCGAGCGAUGCCUCCACUACCUCGGCAAGGUGACGACCGGUCUGUCGUGUCCUGCAGACGCUCAAGAGGAAGAACCAGAAGCCGCUCUUCGAGGCGCUGCUCAAGGUCAAAGAAGAGUUGAUGCUUCUGGGGUUCAUCUCCCUGCUGCUGACGGUGUUCCAGGGGAUGAUCCGGAGGACGUGCAUCCCUGAACGCUGGACAUUCCACAUGCUGCCAUGCGAGAAGCCAGAUGAGAAGGCCGGUGAGGCCGCCACCAUGGAGCAUUUUGUAGGGACGCUUGGCAGGAUCGGUAGGCGUCUGUUGCAGGAAGGCACUGCUGGGGCUGAGCAAUGCCAGAAGAAGGGAAAAGUUCCACUUUUGUCCCUUGAAGCCAUACAUCAGCUGCACAUUUUCAUAUUUGUUCUGGCAAUCACACAUGUUAUUUUCAGCGUCACAACUAUGCUUUUAGGAGGUGCACAGAUACACCAAUGGAAACAGUGGGAGAAUGGAAUUAAAAAAGAUGCUCCUGGAAAUGGGCCUAAGGUAACCAAUGUACAUCAUCAUGAAUUUAUCAAGAAACGUUUUAAGGGUAUUGGCAAAGAUUCUAUAAUAUUGAGUUGGCUGCAUUCUUUUGGUAAGCAGUUUUAUAGAUCAGUAUCUAAAUCAGAUUACACCACAAUGCGUCUUGGUUUUAUCAUGACUCACUGCCCUGGAAAUCCAAAAUUUGAUUUCCAUAGAUACAUGGUAAGGGUUUUAGAGGCGGAUUUUAAGAAAGUGGUAGGCAUAAGCUGGUACUUGUGGGUCUUCGUGGUGAUAUUUCUGUUGCUGAAUGUUAAUGGCUGGCACACAUACUUUUGGAUUGCUUUCCUUCCCCUUAUUCUUCUGUUAGCCAUUGGCACUAAGCUGGAGCAUGUCAUAGCUCAGCUAGCCCAUGAUGUAGCUGAGAAGCACACAGCGGUCGAGGGCGAUGUGAUCGUAAAACCAUCAGAUGAACACUUCUGGUUCGGCAAGCCUAGGGUUAUCCUUUACCUGAUCCACUUCAUCCUCUUUCAGAAUGCGUUUGAGAUUGCGUUUUUCUUCUGGAUACUGAGCACUUAUGGAUUCGACUCGUGCAUCAUGGGACAAGUUCGUUUUAUUGUGCCAAGGCUUGUCAUCGGGGUGGUUAUUCAGCUUCUCUGCAGCUACAGCACCUUGCCUCUGUAUGCAAUUGUAACCCAGAUGGGGAGCUGCUACAAGAAGGAGAUCUUCAACGAGCAUGUGCAGCAGGGCGUCCUGGGCUGGGCUCAGAAGGUCAAGAUGAAAAAGGGACUGAAGGGAGCUGCAUCUGCUAGCAAGGACGAAUCGAUUACCAAUGCCGAUUCGGCAGGACCUUCCGUUAAGAUUGAAAUGGCGAAGGCUGGGGAGGAUGUUGAGAUCGUUGGAAACACAGGUUGAUUGGGACAAUAGGGUGCCCGUGUUGUAAUGAUGUAACAGGUUAAUAUGCCAUCAUCUUUUUUUGUAGAUACUAGAUAGCUUGCUGUGGCAAUACCGCAAUAGCGGUGAACUAGAGAAGGUGAGUUUGGGCCCGGGAGCCUCAUCUGUUAUCGGUCCAGUAGGAAGCAAAUUCUUAUAUACGGGAUAUCGAUAAGAAAUGAACUAAGAACAUGUUCCUGGAUUCAUUACCACUAAAAAUUAGCUAGCUAAAAGCUGUUAUUUUUUUA
Messenger RNA from Zea mays, 1989 nucleotides. RefSeq names its product barley mlo defense gene homolog 8. The record is from RefSeq and is a predicted model, not a curated record. Gene Ontology annotation, biological process: defense response. Gene Ontology annotation, cellular component: membrane. NCBI's taxonomy places the organism in Eukaryota, Viridiplantae, Streptophyta, Magnoliopsida, Poales, Poaceae. The transcript is spliced from 14 exons. The coding region runs from base 431 to 1723 and encodes 430 amino acids.